UAAUUAUAUCGUUCCGGAAACAGAUCAAUUAAUAAUAGCUAAUUCGUCACUUCCUCCGUCCCAUGGAAAUGGAGUGAAUAGAAUAUAAACAAACGGUUUGUUUUCCAGCACUGUUGUGAUCAAUGGAUGCGGAAGAGAAAUCGCUAGAAGAUGUUGCUGUUUCACUGAUAAGAGAAUUCUUAUGUAGAAAGGGAUUAAAAUUAACUCUGAAGUGCCUUGAUCACGAAUUUAAUCAAGAAGAAAACUAUAUCAGUGAUCGUCAAGAAUUAAUCCAAGAAUUGCAUUUAGAAAAACUAGUAAAAAAAAAUAAAAUUUCAUCAUAUCCGUUAAAAACAUUACUUGAAGUGAUUAUCAGAGAUCUGCAAACUAAACGAGAGAAAGCCACAAGUAACAUUAAUAACAAACAGAAUAAAAAAGAAACAAUUAAUAAAAAAACAAAAAAUUUACAGCUUCCUAUAGACAACGAUAAUUUCAGUCAAGACGAUAUUAAAAUUAAAGCAACUGAAGUAGAUUUAAAAAAUUGUCUGAAUUUUCAGACUGAAUUAAAUACACAAGAAGAUAUAGAAUAUUUCAAAAAAUCAUUCCAAACAUCUUUAGACUGUGAUAGAUUUUUUACAUUUACCAAGAAUUCAGAAAAAAAAGAUGAGGCAACAAAUAUAAUUUCUGGAAUAGAAUCAUCUGUACUUACAAAUUCAGAGAUAAAAAAUUUAUCAAAUGGCUAUUUAAAACCAAAACUAAAUAAUAAUAGCUCUAAGGGAUUAGAAACAAAGGCACAGUUUGGACUUGUUCAUUCUAGUCUUGAGAAUCCAAGUAGACAAAGAAGAAGAGCUCUAUACAAAGAAUCAUCAGAAGUAAAUUCAUUAAAAAACAAAAUUGCAUCAAAUAAUCUUUGUUCUGAUUCAAAAAAUAUUUUGGAAAUAAAACCCGAAAUUACUAAGAUCAAAUAUAGUGAAGACAAAAAAACGACUAGUUUCAAAUCAUCAACAGACAGAAUAAUUAAUAACAAUACAAAAGACAUGGAUGAUUUACAGCUAUGUGAUUUAAGUGAUUCAGAAGUUACUUUUCAGCCAAUCAAUAAAAUUUCCAGUAAAAAGAAAACAGCUUCAAGACCAAUAACAAUAUCUGAAGCUUGUGAAUUGAAAAAAUUGUUAUUUGGCAAUACAAGUGCAAAGUUUGGACCAGAAUGGAGAGGACAGGCCUUCAUAUUUAAUGAAUUUGAAUCUGUAUGCUAUGGACUUGUUCAAAAUAAGGGAGGACCAUGUGGAAUUUUGGCAGCUGUUCAGUCUCAUAUACUGCUUGAAUUAUUGUUUCACAAUUAUCAAGAUUUUUGUGUUAAUGGAUGUUUGAGACCAACAACACGAGCUUGUAAAACAUCAUUAAUAAGAACAUUGUCAAAAAUAUUAUGGAAAGCUGGAUUAAAACAACAGGCUAUUGUUGCUCUUCCUUCUGGAAGGCAAGUUAUUGAUGUGACAACUUCAUUAGCAGCAAAGUUACAAUAUGAUGGAUUAACAGAACAAUAUCAGGAAAUGGUAAAUUUAAUGGUAAUAGGAGAAGCAGUUUCCAAUGUGUUUGACAAUAAUUUAGAACUGAAUACCGGAGGCACGGAAAAAACAAUACUUCACGGCAUCCAUUCAGUUUCGGAUAUAGGUUUAUUAUCUUUAUUUGAACACUACAAUUCUUGUGAGGUUGGAAAAAAUCUGAAGAAUCCAAAUUUUCCAGUUUGGAUUGUUUUAAGUGAAAGUCAUUUUUCUGUCUUAUUUGCUACUUCAUUAGAAGAAACUAAAAGUGGAAGACUAUUCCACUUAUUUUAUUACGAUGGACUACUUAAUCAAAAUGAGGAAAUCCGUCUCACCGUUGAUCCUAUGUUUAAUUACGUUAGUAAUGAAGAUGAUUUAGUAUCUCCUAUUGACCAUUGCAUUCGUACAAAAUGGAAUGGAGCAAAAAUAUCAUGGAACAUAGAUCCUUUGCUAUAAUAAAGUCCAUAAAUACUCUUUUAGAACACCAAAAUUUCUGUAUCAAAGACUUACUAUCUCUUAGUAUGUACUGUACUUAGCACAAAAUGUAAUUAUUUUUGCAAUGAAUUGAACUUUUAGAUAUUUAAAUGUUUAUUUUGUCUAUAAAAAGAAAAACUGUUUAAAAAGAUUUACAAUUACUUUUUAUAGAUAGAAACACAUUGGACUGUGACUGAUUUAUAUUUUUAAUGAUCACGUUUUUCAUUUAAUAGUAUUAAAUAAAUGUUAUUGCAAAUAACAGCUUCUCUUGAUUUUUUUUAUUAAUGUUUCUGUAAAAGUACUGAAGUACUUUAACACUGAAAUUCCCCAAAAAAUAAUCAGACUUAUUUACAGUCACUUUUGAUAUCCAAUUCUUAAUGGUACAAACAAAUGGAGAAUCCAAUCUUUUACCAAGUUUCUGAAAU
Messenger RNA from Centruroides sculpturatus (bark scorpion), 2416 nucleotides. RefSeq names its product probable ubiquitin carboxyl-terminal hydrolase MINDY-4. Gene Ontology annotation, molecular function: K48-linked deubiquitinase activity; cysteine-type deubiquitinase activity. Bases 123 to 1973 code for a protein of 616 amino acids. The record is from RefSeq and is a predicted model, not a curated record. NCBI's taxonomy places the organism in Eukaryota, Metazoa, Arthropoda, Arachnida, Scorpiones, Buthidae. The transcript has 14 exons. Gene Ontology annotation, biological process: protein K48-linked deubiquitination.